AUGUCCGGAAAAAGAAAUAACGAUAAUAAAAAAGGUAAUUCAGGUAACAAUUCAGCUGAAUGGGAAAAUUUACCUGCAAAUCCAAAUUUAUUAACAUCUGAGCAAAAAGCACAAUUAUUAGGAGUUACUACUAGGAGCUUACAUAGAGAAAAUCAACCUGUCAAUCAAGAAGCUGAGAGGGAACGAGUACAACGGGAGGCUGAGGACCGCAGACGCCAAGAAGCUGAAAGAGAAAGGAUACGACGGGAGACUGAGGGUCGCAUUCAUCAGGAAGCUGAGAGGGAACGACUACAACGGGAGAACGAGGAACAUCUACGUCAAGAAGCUGAACAGGAAGUAAUACAACGAGAAAACGAGGAACUACGUAGACAAGAAGAGCUACGCCGCCAAGAAUUGUUAAGAGCGGGACAGAUCGACGCUGCAGGAGUUGCCAACAGACAAAUUUAG
Microplitis demolitor is the source of this 447-nucleotide messenger RNA. RefSeq names its product trichohyalin-like. NCBI's taxonomy places the organism in Eukaryota, Metazoa, Arthropoda, Insecta, Hymenoptera, Braconidae. The record is from RefSeq and is a predicted model, not a curated record. The coding region runs from base 1 to 447 and encodes 148 amino acids. The transcript has a single exon.